Molecule: messenger RNA, 1881 nt
Organism: Theobroma umbraticum
Lineage: Eukaryota; Viridiplantae; Streptophyta; Magnoliopsida; Malvales; Malvaceae
Product: ribosomal protein L11 methyltransferase-like protein
Biological process (GO): peptidyl-lysine trimethylation
Cellular component (GO): mitochondrion
Molecular function (GO): protein-lysine N-methyltransferase activity
Source: RefSeq, a predicted model, not a curated record
UUUUUAUAUGACCCAUUUACCGCCAAGGAUUCCAACCAACUAAACGUUCAAAAAUCCCAAGCUCUAACCUUUAAAGAAAAUGUCAUUGAGACACAUCUUCAAACACCUUACCUUAACUUCUAGCUAUGGAUUCUCCACUCUCUCACACCGUUUCAUUCACGCACCUCUCACUCUCCUCUUCACAAACAUCAACCCCAAAACCCAACCAUUAAUUCCUGCAGAGACUUCUCUUCCAUUUUCUCAUGGUUACACUUCUGUAACUGAACCUCAAGCUUCUACCUUACUAUGUCCUUAUAUCUCUGUGCGUAUUCAAUGUCAAAAAGAGAUUGCUGAUAUGUUUUCUGAAGCUCUUAUGUGCUUUGGUGCAAGUUCAACCACUGUGGAUGAAGAUAACAAUUGUGACACUUCUAAAGAGUUAUGCAUCGAGUCCAUAUUUCCCGAAUCCGAAGAUGUGGAUGUAUGCAUCUCACAGGCUGCUGAUUCUCUUGGCUUAAAAGAGAUACCAAGUUAUGAAGUUAAAACAGGUGAGCAAUAUGACUGGAUAAAGAAAACUCAGGAAUCAUUUGAUUCAAUUGAAGUUACUGAAGGACUUUGGAUUGUUCCCGAGUGGAAGACUCCCCCGGAUGUUCAAGCAAUGAAUAUUAUUCUGAAUCCUGGAUUGGCAUUUGGAACUGGGGAGCACCCAACUACUAGAUUGUGUUUAUUGCUGCUACAAAGAUUGAUAGAAGGAGGAGAACGCUUCUUGGAUUAUGGCACAGGUUCUGGGAUUUUGUCAAUUGCAGCACUUAAGUUUGGUGCUUCUUUGUCUGUUGGAAUUGAUAUAGAUCCUCUAGCAAUAACAUCUGCACGUCAGAAUGCCGCUCUGAACAACAUAGGACCUGAAAAAUUGCAAUUGCGCCUGGUUUCUGGCAAUACUUCCUCCCCUUCAAUUGAUGAACAGAAAUAUGAUGAAAACCAGAGUUUAUGUGAGCCAGUAGUUGAAUCUGAAUCAGAAAAAUACGAUGUGAUCAUCGCAAAUAUACUUUUAAACCCUUUGCUAGAAUUGGCGGAUGAUAUUGUCUCUCGUGCUAAGCCUGGGGCAGCAAUUGGUCUAUCUGGUAUUCUAUCUGAUCAGCUUCCUGACAUUAUAGAUCGAUAUUCUCCAUUGUUGGACAACAUAUCUGUGUCAGAGAUGGACAAUUGGGCUUGUUUAAGUGGUACAAAGAAAAUUAUUCUGAGUGGCAGCUGACGGAUGUUUUAGUGUCCAAACAAGAAACAAAAAUGGUCAGUUUAAGAGCUUGGCAUCUGAUGGGCAUCUCGUGUAUUACAAUCUUUUCAACUUGCAGAAUGUCAUUAGAUACGUUGUUAUUAUAUCACUGAGAACAUAUGUAAUGAAUAAAGAUCCAAUUCUGUUGUCCCUAGUUCAAUUUUGCUUGCUUUAGCUUAGUUCUAAACGACAAGUGAACCUUAUUUCCUCAAAGCUAUCAUAUUCAUAGUUGAGUUCAUUACAAACAUGCAAAGGGAGGAAAGGGAUGUCAUCUACCACAUACUCCCCCACUGCAAACGAAAAAGGGAGAAAAAAAUCUAUCCCUGAAAUAGCCAUGAAGCAGCAGCUGUCGAUACAUCUUAUAUUUAAGCAAGUCCACUAAGAUAUAAUUAUUCACCACAUUAGAAUAAUUAUGGCACUGUAACAGACUAUAGAGCCCGACUUUACCAAAAUAUACUGCACAAUCAAUUUCCCUACUUCUAAAAGCUAUAUCUGCUGUACUACAGGUAAUUCAGAAAUCAGAAGGUCCACUAUUGUUUACUCUUUUAUCAGCAGAAAUAUCCUUCUACUGAUGUAGCCGGAAAAAGUUUAGUUACCUGCAGCUCUCAAGUCAUCCCUUAAAUCAAAUCAUUAGA